GGGUCGUGCUCGAUAAGGCUGGCCAGGGGAAAAGUGGGGCUUGCUGGACAUCUAAGUUCUCAGAGCUGUCAAGGGCAGAACCUACCAGCCGGCCUUCCAUGUUCCCAGACCAGCUAGCCAAGGCUGCCUGAAUCUGCUCAAUACCAACCGGCUUCAUUGUCAAGCUCGUCCCUCCUCUCCUUUCCAACUGCCGAUCUCAUUUCUUUUCUUUUCUGUUACAUAUAUCGAAAUGGUCUACUAUUUCACGUCCAAUGUCGUCGAUCCGCCGGCGUUUGUCUACGUGGGCAAAGACAAGUUUGAGAACGAGGAUCUGAUUAAAUAUGGCUGGGAGGAGGAUUUCCACGUCGACAAGUUGUCCAGCGCCCACAUCUACCUGCGCCUGCGCGAAGGAGAGACAUGGGACAACAUCCCAGAGGCGCUGCUGACCGACCUGGCUCAACUGACCAAGGCCAACUCGAUUGAGGGCAACAAGAAAGACAACAUAACCGUCAUCUACACGCCCUGGUCCAACCUCAAAAAGGAUGGCAGCAUGGCCGUGGGGCAAGUGAGCUUCAAAGACCAGAGGAAGGUCAAGAGGAUACUCGUAGCCCAGCGCGAAAAUGCCAUUAUCAACCGGCUCAACAAGACCAAGGUUGAAAAGUACCCCGACCUGAAGCAGGAGAAGGACGACCGGCAGCGGGAGCUGCGCAAGCGGGACCAAGCCGCCCAGCUGGCCAGGAAAAAGGAGGAAGCCCGCAUCGCAAAGGAACGCCAGGAAAAGAAGUGGCAAAAGGAGCACGCCUACGAUGAUUUGUUCUCUGAGGAGAACAUGGCGGCAACAAGCAACCAGAACCGGGACGAAAACUGGGAGGAUGACUUUAUGUAGUCUCUCUUAAGCCCAUCAAAACUCAAAACGUAAAGCUUUGUAUUUGUAUAUAUGCCCUCAAAUUCCUGGCCCCUGCCCACCGAUACCGCUACCCAUUUGAUUCACGCUCGUGCCCUUGAUUUUGUGAUCCGACGGGUUCGCGGCCGCCUCGUACAUGAUAUUUGCCGGUGCGCGGCCGAGCUGCAUCCACUCGCCUUUGAACCCUACGUACGAGAUGCGCGUGACGUCCUCCUCGCCCUCGCCAAAGUUAUCCGGAAAGAAGAGCGUCAGCCGCCGGACGGCGUUGAAGCGCGCCCGUCGCUGCAAGCCACGGGCAACUCCUGCACCUCGCUCGUCCGGCUCAGCUCAAACACCU
This is a messenger RNA of Canariomyces notabilis, 1220 nucleotides long. Its product is annotated as coiled-coil domain-containing protein 25. The transcript is spliced from 7 exons. NCBI's taxonomy places the organism in Eukaryota, Fungi, Ascomycota, Sordariomycetes, Sordariales, Chaetomiaceae. Bases 230 to 865 code for a protein of 211 amino acids. The record is from RefSeq and is a predicted model, not a curated record.